This is a messenger RNA of Nerophis ophidion (straightnose pipefish), 1573 nucleotides long. It is a transcript of the gene kng1, whose product is annotated as kininogen 1. Gene Ontology annotation, biological process: negative regulation of endopeptidase activity; negative regulation of blood coagulation; positive regulation of cytosolic calcium ion concentration. The coding region runs from base 95 to 1129 and encodes 344 amino acids. Gene Ontology annotation, cellular component: blood microparticle; extracellular region. Lineage: Eukaryota; Metazoa; Chordata; Actinopteri; Syngnathiformes; Syngnathidae. The record is from RefSeq and is a predicted model, not a curated record. The transcript is spliced from 9 exons. Gene Ontology annotation, molecular function: cysteine-type endopeptidase inhibitor activity.
ACAGGAAAACUUCAUUCAGUCAUCCAGUCCAGCCUGAAGAGGAGUCAAGUGCAAUCGGAUCAUCGUGUGAACUAGCUGACCAGAACCAAGUACAAUGAGGACUGGAGUAGGUAUGGGGGUGUUGGGUCUGCUGGGUCUGCUAAGUCUUGUUCUUGGCCAGGACACAGUGGACCUCCCAUCUGGCGUUCACAUCUUCUGCGACGACCCUUCUGUCGAGAAGGCCGUGAGCAGCGCUCUGCAAGAGUUCAAUGAAAGGUUGAAUACUGGCUACAAGUUGGCUCUCUAUCAGAUACUAACAGCCAGCAAGUCGGAGAAUGGUUCCGACAACGUCUACGCGCUGCAGUUCACCAGCAGGAGGAGUGACUGUGUGGCAGGAAGUCCCAAACCUUGGACAGACUGCAACUAUUUGCUACAUGAACGCAACAAUCCUCUGUCCUGCAACGCCACAGUCCACAUGAAGGAGGCCCACACAGACACUGAGCAUGUCCACUGCAGCUUAGAUGACUACAUCCUCCCAGAGAGAGCUCCUUGCCUGGGGUGCCCGAUGCCCAUCGAUGAGAACUCAGAAGACCUCAAUGUACCUCUGUCCGUCUCCAUCGUGAAGUACAACUCCAUCUCCAACUCUACACACCUCUUCAACCUCAACAACGUGGAAAGCGCCACCAGACAGGUGGUGGCGGGCUUCAGAUUCAAACUGAGAUUCGAUAUGAGGAGGACCACCUGUGCCAAGGCUGACCACAGCGAGCUCAGUGACCAGUGUGUGCACGACCAAGAGGAAAUUGAGUUCAUCAACUGUAAUUCCACAGUGGACGUAGCACCGUGGAGAUUUGAAGCCCCACAAGUCCAAAUCCAAUGUGAGGAAGGUGGCCUGUUUAUUCAGGCCGGGCCGUUCAGUCGGCGCCUUCCCUCCGGCUUUACUCCGUUUAGGGAUGCCAUCAUGCCCACGCCUCCUCCCUCGGUGGCAUCCGGCAAGGAGGAAUCAUCUGAAGAGGACGCGACAGCUUCCGAGAAUGAAAACCCCUUCCACUGUCCAUCCAAGCCCUGGAAAAAGUUCCAGCCAGUCCAGCCUGUAGUUCCCACCAUGCCGGCCACAAACAGGCCUCUCCUGGAUGAAGACUUGUUGGCAUGAAAGCUUCUUCGGUUCUAUCAUACAAAAUAAUCCCUUCCAUCAUGUUCUACAGAAUAUUGUAAUAUUUUAUCAGUCUAAUGCAAAACUUGUAAUGUCGCCAAAUGACUGGAAAUGAUACAAAAUCAAGAGGGGUUGACUUAACUAAUAUUUGAAUUGAUUGAAAUGAGAAAUGUAAUAUACUGUAUUUUUUUGCUCUGUAGAACAUAGGGAAUGCUUUAUUACUCAGUAGAAGUUGUUUGACUACAUAGUCCACCCCGACAGGUACAUUAUUAAUUUUUUGUUUGUACUUCUCAUGGAAUUAAAAAUGUAUCAAGCCCCCUGUGGGGAAUCCAUUUUAAAAAUACUGUAUUCUUCUGCAAAUAGUCGUUCAAAAGGUGAUACAAGCAUGAAAUAAUUGAAAUGUUAUGGUUUAAAAAUGUAAUGAAAUAAAAACAAAAAAGUGUA